AUGGCCAAGGGAAACUUUGAACUUCUGGCGCUGGAGAACCCUCUCCUUGACAUCCAGGGUGUCGGCGACGAGAAGCUGCUUGAGAAGUACGGCCUCAAGGCUAACGAUGCCAUCCUCGCCGAGGAGAAGCAUCUUGGCCUCUUCGAGGACCUGAUCCAGAACUACAACGCCGUGCUCAUCGCCGGUGGAGCUGCCCAGAACUCUGCCCGCGGCGCACAGUACAUCCUCCCCGAGGACUCGACCGUCUACAUUGGCUGCGUCGGCAAGGACAAGUACGGCCAGACGCUUGAGGAUAUCAACAAGAAGGCUGGUGUCAAGACCGUCUACCGCUACGAUGAGAAGGCCCCUACCGGCCGCUGCGGUGUCGUCAUCACCGGCCAGAACCGCUCGCUGUGCACCGAUCUUGCUGCCGCCAACCUGUACAACGUUGAACACUUGAAGCAGCCCGAGGUCUGGAAGUACGUCGAGGGUGCCAAGUUCUUCUACGUCGGUGGCUACCACCUGACUGUCUCCGUGCCUGCCAUUUUGGCCAUUGCCGAGCACGCUGCUGCCAACAACAAGACUUUCGUCCUCAACCUCUCCGCUCCCUUCAUCUCGCAAUUCUUCAAGGACCAGCUGGACUCUGUCAUCCCCUACGUUGACAUCCUCAUUGGAAACGAGUCCGAGGCUGCCGCAUACGCCGAGUCCCACGACAUCGCAUCAAAGGACGUCAAGGAGAUUGCUAAGGAGAUUGCCAAGCUCCCUAAGAAGAACUCCAAGAAGGAGCGCACUGUCGUCUUCACCCAGGGCACUGACGCCACCAUCACCGUCACUGGCUCCGAGGCCGCUGAAUACCCCGUCCACGCCAUCAGCUCGGACAAGAUCAACGACACCAACGGUGCCGGUGACGCUUUCGCCGGCGGUUUCCUCGCCGGUAUUGUCGCAGGCGACAACCUCAAGGCCGCCGUCGACAAGGGCCAGUGGUUGGCCAAGCUGAGCAUCCAAGAGCUGGGCCCAUCGUACCCGGAGCCUAGGCAGACCUACACGUCCAGCUGA
Molecule: messenger RNA, 1035 nt
Organism: Paraphaeosphaeria sporulosa
Lineage: Eukaryota; Fungi; Ascomycota; Dothideomycetes; Pleosporales; Didymosphaeriaceae
Product: Ribokinase-like protein
Exons: 4
Coding region: 1-1035 (344 amino acids)
Biological process (GO): purine ribonucleoside salvage
Cellular component (GO): nucleus; cytosol
Molecular function (GO): adenosine kinase activity
Source: RefSeq, a predicted model, not a curated record